AUGAAACUAAUGGAAAUUGUGCAAUUGGUUGAGACAUUCUAAAAGGAGUAAAACUAUCCUGAAAUCGUAUACCUUUUAUCUAAAAGGUAAAUUUUUGUUUAUAAUUAAUUAGCUGGAUCUAGACUUUUAUAAAUUCGGUCAAAUUCGAUAACAAAUAAAAUAUGCAAAUAAAGCCUAUAAAUCACGAUAUUGUAGAUGAAACAAAAUCUAAUGUUCUUUAGUAAGAUAUCAAAAAAUAUUAGAUAUUAAGAUGAUAUAUACAAUUCUUUUUUAAAAGAUAAUUUACGAAUAAAUGUUGAUUACAUUUACAUCAGCGAAUAAAUAUGGAAACAUCUAAACGUAAUCUUAUAAAUAAUUUGAAAGACACUUUAUGACGGGUACUGUAUAAAAAGAUAAUUAAGAAAUUCAAAUUAAAUCAAUGAAUUCAUUAUUUUUCACUUUAUCCCGGUCUACCAAACCUAAUCACACUUUAUUGAAGGAAUCCAACAAUUUGAUUCCUCUUGGAAUAUAUCUUAAAUUAUAUCACAUCUAGAAAAUGCAUUAUAAAAUUAGUUAUCAGUUCAAACGCCAAAAAGAAAUUUCAUAUCUUUGUAUACUCUCAAAAAUGAGAAUUAAACUAGUUUCAUUUAAAUAAUAUAAGAAGUUAAAGAAAAAAGGAUAGAAGUAGAAAAAAUAGAAGAACUAGCAUAAAUGAGUCAUAAAAAAUACAUAAUAUUGGAUAUUAAAUUAUUGAAUAAAGGUUUCUUUUUUGAAAAGAAUUAACAGAUAAAUCAAGAUAAUAGCGAAAUUUUAUUAAAUUAAGAAUAUAUUGAAAAUUGUAGAAGGGGUUUAUCUUUAUUUGAGAAUUAAUAAACUUUAUUAAGUUGCAUGCUUAAAUGUUAUGAAAACAUAGAUAUAAUUAGAAGUGAAAUACUUUGUAAUUUCACAUAGAAAUACAAAAAUUUAAAGUAGAUUAUUCAAGAAUCAUAUUAUGGAUUUACUGAUUAUGUCUAUUAUGAUUUGAUGGAUUACGAGUUUUUAGAAGAAAAACUAGUGGUGAUCACUAAAUCCAGAUAUGAUGCAGUAUAUAUUUACAACAAGGAGAACAGAAUCAUUAUAAAUAAUUAGAGAAAUAUUAAAUAGUUGGUGGAAUCUCUUUUGAUCCAUCCUUAAUUAUAAUGUGAUUUUAAUUCAGUUUUGUUUGAGUGCAGCAAUGAAUAUUAUACUGAAGAAAUCGAUUUUGCAAAGCCUGCUUACAAUCUGAAGGAGGGAUAUAAGUAUUAAUUGAGGAAGUUAAUGUGGUAAGAACGCAAUAUUAAUAAUGAGGAUCGAAUAGAAAUUAGAGUUCAUCAAUGCACAUAUGAGAAUAUUGGUUAUCAAUCAUACAAGCCUUUUGCUCCCAUUUUAAAAUGCUAUAUAAGUUAGUAGGCUAAAUUCUAAGAUUUGCAUAUAUUAAUAGCAAACUUAUUUGAAGAAGUAAAUUUUGAGAACUAUAAAGAAUCACGAUUGAAUAAGAAAUAUAGUUUAUUUUUCUAAACGGAUUAAUAAGGCUCUAUAAAAUGUACAUUUUGUUAGUAGAAAUUGUGCAAUAAUUGUUAAGUGCCAUUUAAUGAUAAAGCCUUGAAAUUUGGGAGAAGAGUGAUUAACAUAUUUGUCGUAUAUGAAGAUAUGCCAUCUGUUACUUCUGCUUACUAGCCAGAAAUAAUUGAUAAUUAUUUCCUUAGGGAAUAUUUUGAAGUGGAUUGGGCUUAGGAUAAAAUUCUAAUUUUGAACAUAAAUUAAGAAUAAAUAAAACCUUAUAAUAUUAAAUAUUAUUUUGAUUCACGUAUUACUUAUUUAAUAUUUCAGAUCUUUAUUAGUUAUAAGGAAUUAUUGAAAAGGUAUCAUAAAAUGAAUAUUAAUGUUAUUGUCUGAAAUAGUAAUAAUGGUAUAAAUAUACACAAAAUAAAUUCUAGAUGGUUGAUCAUCUGGACGAUGAUUUGAAUGUUGUUAAACUGUUCUAUAUAAGGAAAUGA
Paramecium octaurelia is the source of this 1994-nucleotide messenger RNA. Lineage: Eukaryota; Ciliophora; Oligohymenophorea; Peniculida; Parameciidae. The record is from the annotation of a GenBank genome assembly.